AUGGUCAAGAUCGUCACAGUUGAAGAAGGAAUCGAAGGUGCAGUUGAAGUGCCUGUAGUUGAGAAGGUCGGAGUGGAAGGAGAAGGCGAGACAUUUUCCGAUAGCGAAAGUGAAAGUGAAAGUGACUUUGAAGAUGAUUUCGAUAUUGAAAAUGAAUCAAUCUACGACAGAAUUGUUGCUUUAAAGGAUAUCAUUCCUCCACAACACAGAUCCACUAUUGUGUCGACCACCGAGAGUGUUUACGGGAUGAUUGGGUCCACUUUAAGAAACAGUGGUAAUGCUUUGUGGGUUGUAUCAUCAUCAUUAUUAUUAUUAGGAGUUCCAUUAUCAUUAGCCAUUUUAUCCGAGACUCAAUUACAAGAGAUGGAAAGAGAAAUGAAGUUACAACAAGCUGCACAAGAUCUCAGUGCCAUCGAUGGUGCUAAAGCUUAA
Lizanozyma spartinae is the source of this 432-nucleotide messenger RNA. RefSeq names its product Tom22p (gene TOM22). Gene Ontology annotation, cellular component: mitochondrial outer membrane. The transcript has a single exon. Gene Ontology annotation, biological process: intracellular protein transport. Lineage: Eukaryota; Fungi; Ascomycota; Pichiomycetes; Serinales; Debaryomycetaceae. The coding region runs from base 1 to 432 and encodes 143 amino acids. The record is from RefSeq and is a predicted model, not a curated record.